Molecule: messenger RNA, 2329 nt
Organism: Cuscuta campestris
Lineage: Eukaryota; Viridiplantae; Streptophyta; Magnoliopsida; Solanales; Convolvulaceae
Source: the annotation of a GenBank genome assembly
CAGCAACCUGCGGCGACUGUGUUCAUCCGCCUUGUUCUCCGGCUCUCCGAUCGAGCCAUGCAUGCCAGAUUUAGGCGAAUCUCAGGCAAUGCAUUGGUGGCGAAGCGCAUUCAUCUCUUCCGCCACGUCAUCUUCGCCGUCCUCUUCCGCCAAGGUACAUUCCGACGAUAGUUUGAUCGUGGCCGGCGGUGGAAAGCAAACCCUAAAAUGGGCUUUCUUGUUCGGCCGCAGCCGUAGCCGCAGCCGUGGCCGCCCCUUGGAUGGCGGAGCGAAUUGCCACCAUGUCAUUUGCCAGGAUAUAGGUGCUUGUAUCCCGAGCAGGGAAAGCUCCUGUGAGAAUUCGCGGGCCCCCACGUCUUCCUCUGUGGCUCAGCCGUCUCCCCUGCCUCUCCCUGUACCUGAUUCCAUCUCUAAUUCUUGUAGCAUCCCCCUGCCUUCGCCAAAGAAUUUGCAUUUCAAUCCCAAAGACAGAGAUGUUAUAAGAGAGAAAGCCGAUUCUAACCCUUCUCCCAAUAAUGAUGGGCAUGGAGAUGAGGCUCUCUCACUUCAUAGGUUUCUUAGCGAAGCGGCCAGAAAGAACACGGGACAUCUUGAAAGCCUGUGUAGGAGGAAGUCUCAUCGUGAGCCUAAGGGAGCAAGAAGAUUCACUGACUUGAGAAUUCCUCCACCUAGUAGUGCUCCAACAAGUCCUUAUGCAAGUCCAGCGCUUAGCCCCUUGAAUUGUGUGGGGGAACAUUUGAGUACCAACUUUAUUCCCCAACAUAGUAUUUUCCAAGUUUGGUCUGCGCCAGAGAUGCGUCAAUCCGCGGCAGAUCAUACCUUCGGUGUUGGUUUCCCUUAUCAGCUUUCGCAAGAGAAACCUGCAUUUAGUGUUGAUGAUAGUUCUCCCCACCAAAGUCCGAGAUUAAGUCCUACACUGAGCAUGAGAAGUCCAACUCGUACGACUUCCCCUUUGCCUAAUAUGUUUCCAAAUGAGGCCUCAAUCAUACGCCGUGAUAGUAAUAAUAGUUCUCAGAGCAAUGUCCACCCCUUGCCUCGUCCUCCAUCCGCUGCUACACCAUCACAACCUACUCCAGUCCCCGCGACUCCUAUAUUGGAAUUAGUUCCCAUCAAAGGCCAGUGGCAAAAAGGAAAGCUAAUUGGUCGCGGGACAUUUGGAAGUGUAUAUGUAGCUUCCAACAGAGAAACUGGAGCUUUAUGUGCUAUGAAAGAAGUUGAAAUACUACCGGAUGACCCCAAAUCCUCUGAAUGCAUGAAGCAAUUACAACAGGAAAUUAAAGUUCUUAGCAAUCUCAAGCAUCCAAACAUUGUACAAUAUUUUGGAAGUGAAAUAGUUGGUGACAAGUUUUACAUAUAUCUUGAAUAUGUCCAUCCCGGUUCUAUCACUAAGUUCAUCCAUGAUCAUUGUGGAGCAAUUACAGAAUCUGUUGUUCGUAAUUUCACCCGUCAUAUCCUUUGUGGGUUGGCUUACUUGCAUGGAACGAAAACCAUACACAGGGACAUUAAAGGCGCUAAUUUGCUCGUGGAUGCAUAUGGUGUUGUCAAGCUUGCUGACUUUGGGAUGUCUAAACAUCUCUCUGGACAGGCAGGACAUCUUUCUUUGAAGGGAAGUCCAUAUUGGAUGGCGCCUGAGCUCUUGCAAUCAGAUAUACAAGACUCUGAGUCUGACCAUGCUUUAGCUGUUGAUAUAUGGAGUUUGGGUUGUACUAUAAUCGAAAUGAUGAAUAGGAAACCACCUUGGAGUGAGUAUGAAGGACCUGCAGCCAUGUUCAAGGUCCUAAGGGAAUCACCACCAAUACCUGAUUCACUAUCACCCGAAGGGAAAGAUUUCUUGCAGUGUUGUUUCCGCAGAAACCCAGCUGAGAGGCCGACUGCUAGUAUGUUAUUAGAACAUCAAUUUGUGAAGAACUUGCAUCAAUCAUGCCUUCCCCAUGGCAUCCAGUCACUUGAUGUGUUGAAACUGAAGGACAAUCUGAAGCUGAAAAGAGAGGGUCGAAGAUAGAAGAAAUAUAAACUCGGCCAACUUUCUACAAAAAGCCCAAGGGAGUAAGCUGAGCUGUGAAUUCUAGACCUGCCCACAUUUUAUCUUCAUAAUGUGAGCUAUACAUGUCUUACGCGAAUAGAUUCUUGAGACCAUUCAGGAACUUUAUCCGACCCCAUGUGACAAUGAUCAGAGCUUUAUCAGCUUCAGCACUUUGUAGAUAGCUUGCAGGCUGCAGCCGUAAGGACUGAAAUUGGAGCCACUGAGCACAGUAACAAAGUUCCAAUAAAUGCCGCGGUGGACAAACAAAUUCAAGCUCGGCAGCCAAAAUAAAUGAAGAUCACGAGG